This is a messenger RNA of Myxocyprinus asiaticus (Chinese sucker), 924 nucleotides long. RefSeq names its product 39S ribosomal protein L10, mitochondrial-like. Lineage: Eukaryota; Metazoa; Chordata; Actinopteri; Cypriniformes; Catostomidae. The record is from RefSeq and is a predicted model, not a curated record. Gene Ontology annotation, biological process: translation. Bases 42 to 821 code for a protein of 259 amino acids. Gene Ontology annotation, cellular component: mitochondrial large ribosomal subunit. Gene Ontology annotation, molecular function: structural constituent of ribosome. The transcript is spliced from 5 exons.
GUAAGCGCAAGCAUACCGUCACACGUCACAUCCGGAUCAAGAUGGCAGCGACGUUGUGUGGCAAGCUUCUCCUGAGAGCGGGGUGGCUGCCUUUAACCCAAAGUGUUCGUCAUGGCUCCAAAGCAGUCACCCGUCACAGAAGGCCAGUGCACUUUCUCAAGCAGAAGCUGUUGGCUGUCACAGAGUACAUUCCCCCUACACCUGCAGCUCCGUCUGGUGCUCUGACUCCCCGAGUCAGAAAGACUGAAGAGGAAAAUGGUCUCGCAGUUUUGUUGAGGAAAGACCUAGAAACCUUAUUUAAAGAGUGUAAGAUGAUUGCUGUGGUCCAGAACAAUGCAACCAAUGCAGAGGACAUGCUUCUCCUAAAACACAGACUGAAAAGACACAACAUCAAUGUAAAAUUUUUCCCAAACCAGGUGAUGCGGUCCUUCCUCAAUGACAGCAUGUACAGUAACAUGUUGCCUCUAUUUAUUGGCCAGACUGUAAUAUUUGUUAGUGUAGAGCCAAAAGUUAAAGAGAUGCUGCAAGUGUUGAGGGGCAGUCCUCAGAUGGUGCUUUUAGGAGCGUGUAUAGAGAACACAUUGCUCUCAUAUCAAGGCAUUCUCAGCUACUCCAAACUCCCAUCUAUUACCACUGUUCAAGGUGAACUGGUUAGUGGUCUAACAAUGAUGACCUCACAGACUGUAUCACUGCUACAUCGCCACCCAGCCCAUCUUUCCGCCCUCCUCCAGCAGUAUGUCAAACAGCAGCAAACAGUUGGGGAAGCACUAGUACCUGUUACAGAUAAAGAUACCCCUGAAAGACAGGAAGAAGCUGCCUGAAUUUUGCUAAUAGACAUGGAUGAGACAUUUAGAUGAAUGUGUAUAAGAGAAGAACUAUUGUGUAUGAUCAACAUAAUGUGCAUAAUAAAACUUUGUUACUUCA